AAAAAAAAAAAUUAAAAAAAAAAAAAAACAGAAUUUUAAAUGUGCACGACAAUUGUCCAUUUAGUGUGUGAUUUUGGAAUAUGUGGCUAAAACUCAUAACAUGGCUAACGUUGCUGCAGCUAUUAGCUGGCGCACUUAGCCAGGAGUUCAAAAUCUUUGGUGGAAAAACGGAGUCAGUUCGGAACUAUCCAUUUUUGGUGAAUUUGCGACAAGGUUCGAAAUUUGCAUGUGGCGGAGCUCUUAUUGCGCCCAGCUGUGUGGUCACAGCCGCACAUUGUCUCGGAGACCGUGGAGAAAAUGUCAAUGAGUUAUAUGUAAAUGCCCAGCAAGACUGCCUAAAUGGGUCAAUUCCAGAUGCGUACGUACGUCAGGCCUGGUAUGCUUGUGUCGCUCCACAAUACAAACCAAGCGAAUUCGAUGCGGAUCUGGCAGUCAUCAAGCUGCGUCAGCCAUUUUACACGUCCGAUAUUAUAAACACCAUUGCCGUUGAUUUCAACGAGCCGCCGGAAGGUGCAAGUAUGAGAAUUGUUGGCUGGGGCAUGACCAGCGAUGUGGGUCAGGAUUUGGGGCAAUGCUUGCAAUCGGCCGAUGUCAGCGUGGUGCCGCGAGAUCAAUGCAAUCGCCAGAUGAGCUUUAUAUCUCCAAUAACGAAUAAUAUGUUCUGUGCCUUGGGUCCAAAUAAGAUUGAUUCCUGCAGUGGCGACUCUGGAGGUCCCAUUCUUUAUAAAGGUCGUCCUGUGGGUGUAGUAUCCUGGGGUAAUCACUGCGGCAGCGGGCUACCUGGCGUCUACACACGCUUUAGCAGCUCAGCAAUGAUGUGGUUCCUUCAAAACUUCAUAGAGACACACUGCUUGGACAAGAUCUGAACCUUUUAAGUAUUUUACAUUAAAAACUAUUAUCUCUCUA
This is a messenger RNA of Drosophila navojoa, 906 nucleotides long. RefSeq lists its product as uncharacterized. Gene Ontology annotation, molecular function: serine-type endopeptidase activity. The record is from RefSeq and is a predicted model, not a curated record. Gene Ontology annotation, biological process: proteolysis. Lineage: Eukaryota; Metazoa; Arthropoda; Insecta; Diptera; Drosophilidae.